This is a messenger RNA of Thamnophis elegans (Western terrestrial garter snake), 2291 nucleotides long. It is a transcript of the gene SERPIND1, whose product is annotated as serpin family D member 1. Gene Ontology annotation, molecular function: serine-type endopeptidase inhibitor activity. The record is from RefSeq and is a predicted model, not a curated record. Gene Ontology annotation, biological process: blood coagulation; negative regulation of endopeptidase activity. The coding region runs from base 144 to 1634 and encodes 496 amino acids. NCBI's taxonomy places the organism in Eukaryota, Metazoa, Chordata, Lepidosauria, Squamata, Natricidae. The transcript is spliced from 5 exons.
UGUUUACUUUAGCAAGCACCCAGCAGCAUCAAAGUUCAGGCUGAAAUAUUUUCAGCUGCCUGUCUCGCAAAAGCCUUGGUGAGCCUUCCCUUCGUCAACAGAAGAGAUCUCAUUUGAAGGACCCUGUUUCCAGCUCGAAGAAGAUGAAGUUCUUCUGGGGCUCAGUGGUCUUCUCGCUCGCCAUCUCCUUGGUCUGGUGUGGCAUCAAGGACCUUCACGGGCACUUUGACCAGGUGGGCGAGGAGGCCCAGCCCCUCCAGCCUCGUGGCCUUCUCAGGAACGAAUCCUUUCGGGUGACGAACCUGUCCCCCGAAUUCCACCAAGAAAACACCGUGACCAAUGACUUGAGCAUGGAAGAAGAGGAGGAGGAGGAGGACUACCUGGACUUCGACAAGAUCUUAGGUGAAGAUGACUACAUCGAUAUCAUCGACAGCAUUCCGGAAACAAUUUCUCACGUCGACCAAGGAAACGUGCUGACCCUCUUUCGUGGGAAGACCAGAAUCCAACGUCUCAACAUACUGAAUGCCUAUUUUGGCUUAGACCUCUACCGAACCCUUCGGGACCAUGUCAACUCUUCCGAUAAUAUCUUCCUGGCUCCGGUUGGCAUCUCCACCGCCAUGGCCAUGGUUUCAUUGGGACUGAGAGGACCAACGCGGGAGGAAGUCUUCAACAUUCUCGGUUUCGAAGACUUUGUGAACACCAGUUCCACGUACGACUACCUGACGAUUCACAACCUCUUCCACAAACUCACGCACCGGCUCUUCCGGAGGAAUUUUGGCUACACCCUCCGGUCGGUCAACGACCUCUACAUCCAAAGGCAGUUUUCCAUCCUGAGUGAGUUCAAGGACAAUAUGAAAAAAUACUAUUUUGCCGAGGCUCAGCUGGCCGACUUCUCCGACCCAACCUUCAUUAAGAACGCUAACGAGCGAAUCCUAAAGCUCACCAAAGGCUUAAUUAAAGAUGCGCUCGUUAACGUGCACCCCGACACGCUGGUGAUGAUCCUCAACUGCUUGUACUUCAAAGGAACCUGGGAAAACAAGUUUCCGGUGGAGGCGACCCACAAACAGACCUUCCGGUUGAACGAGAAAGAGACGGUGAAGGUACCUAUGAUGAAGAUCAAAGCCAGCUUCUUGGCCACCGAAGACAACGAGCUGGACUGCAGAGUGUUGCAGCUGCCCUAUGUGGGGAAUAUCAGCAUGUUGAUUGUGCUGCCCUAUAAGCUGUCCGGCUUGAAGGCCCUGGAGAACCAACUUAGCCCCCAGGUGGUGGAGCGAUGGCAGAAGAGCAUGACCAAUAGAACCCGCGAAGUCGUGAUGCCCAGAUUUAAGCUGGAGAAGAGCUACGACUUGAUCGAAACGCUGCAAGAAAUGGGGAUCGUGGAGCUGUUCACCCCGGGGGGCAACUACUCCGGCAUCUCAGAGGAAAAGAUCACCAUCAAUAAGUUCAAUCAUCAAGGGACCAUCACGGUGAACGAGGAAGGGACCGAGGCUGCCUCCGUGACCACCGUGGGGUUUAUGCCCCUUUCAGCUCAAAUCCGCUUCGUCAUUGAUCACCCGUUCCUCUUUAUGAUCUACGAACACCGUACCAGCUGCCUGCUCUUCUUGGGCAGAGUUGCCAACCCCAGCAAGCAUUAAGAGGGGAGAAUCCGUGGGGACAACUGCAUUUCGAAACCUUUUAGAUUUAUUUACACGAUUACUGGUUUUUAUAGGCAGAGGGAGAGCUCGGGUGCAUCACCGCACGGCUUUCCUCCCCCCCCCUCCCAAAGCUGGUAUGGGUAGUCCUCGACUUACAACCCCAAUUGAGCCCAACCACAUGCCUGUUGCUAAGCGAAACGUUUGUUAAGUGAGCUUGGCCCCGUUUUGCGACUCUUCUUGCCACCGCUGUUAAGUGAAUCGCUGCGGUGGUGAAAAUGAGGAACGCAGCUGUGAAGUCAAUCUGGCUUCCCCGUGGAUUUGGCUUGGCCGGAAGGUCGCUAAAGGGGAUCGUUUGCAACCGUUGUAAGUAGGAACCAGUGGCCAAGCACCUGAAUUUUGAUCGUGCGGCCACGGAGAACCUGCAAUGGGCGUAAGUGUGAAAAGCAGCCAGGAGUCCCCUUUUUUUCCAGUGCUGUUGUCACUACGAAUAGUCACAAAAUGAAUAAUUGUUAAGUGGAGGAUUACCUGUAUCUUCCAGAUGUGUUAAGGUGGCCACCUCCAGAACAGCGGCCUCAACACAUCUGGCAAAUGCCCUAUUGGGGAAAGUUCGCUAAGGAUUGUGCAAUGUUGCCUAAAUAAAAAUAUUACAACAGAGAA